AUGUCGGCCCAUUCGCCAGAUUCGAUCGUCCACCGUCGGUCCAACACCAAACAGGUGCAUCCGGUGGUUGGACUGAAAAGAGUAUCUUUUCACGAAGACGUUAUUGAACCCAGCAAUGGCAAUCUUAUUCAAAUACGAAUUGGGGAAUGUGGUGAAAGAGAAGCACCGGAAGGACAAGAAGACCCACAAUCAAAUGAAACAUCGUCCAAAGGUUCAGUUUUAAAAUCUAAAAAACAAAAGUUUCCUUCUCUUUACAUGAACAGUUUAAACGUUGAUCUCAAAUCCCAACAAGUCGUUUUAAACCAAAUACAACAGGAAAUCAAGGAAAAAAAGUGGAACUAUAUUUGGGAUAAACAUUUGGAUGUGGGAUCAAACCAACUGAUUAAUAUAAUUAAAAGAGAUUUAUUAUUAAAAACCAAAGAAUCUAUUUAUAAAAUUUAUAGAAUGCUAAGCACUGGUGGAUCACCUUUAUUUGUAGUUAUUACAAAUAUUAGGUUUUGUGUUUUAACUAAAAAUGUAUACACCAAACGGUUAGAAAUAUUCUAUAGUUCAAAUUUUACAAGACUAGAUCUUAUAGCCUUAGGCCCCUGUGAUCAAACUGCAGUCUUUGUUAGCGAAAAAUCAAAAAAGUGUACUUUAAUAACAGCAAUAGAUGUGCAAUCGGCACUAGAAAUGAUUGGCAGUCUUGAAUAUGCUUACAGACGUAGUGGACUUUAUGACCCAAAUAAUGCAUUUGUUGUCAUAAAUAUCAAUUGUGAUGAUAAAUUAUACGAGUCCGUAAAAUGUCAAAUUUCAAUACCUAAGGAUGAAAAAAUCAAAUAUUAUACAUGGUUGUGGUAUUAUAAAGAAAGUGAAUCUUCAAAUAGUUUAAAAUCUCAUUUAGAAGAAUUUUUAAUGGUAAAAAAAGGAUCUAUAUGGAAACCACGAUUUGUGCGUUUAAGUGAAGAUAUUUUAUACAUAUAUGACCAUCCAGAUCAAAAGUUACCAUGUGAAUCAAUACCUUUAAGAUUUGGUCGUUGUAAAAAAGUGAGAAAAAUUCAUUGUGAUCGACCUCACUCUAUUGAAAUUCUACUGAUUAAUUACCCAAUCAUUUUGGCACCAGCUGAUUGUAGUCAAGAAGAAAAAUGGUUUAAUGCUCUAAGCUGUUCUAUGUCAAAUCAUAAAAACUUAAAUGUUGAAUCCAAAUUACCUGAUGGAUACUGUUGUUUGUUGACUAGUAGCCAUAUAGUUUUGUACAAUUUCCCUCACACAGUUACAGACAGCAUGUUAUUAGUCAAUAUGGAUUCAUUGAAACUAUCGCCUUCUCCAUCACACUAUUAUGUUGUAAUUGAGUGGUCCUGUUACGAUGCAACAUUAGAAGAAAGCUGCAAUGAUUGGGUUGUGCAUUUUUCUUGUAAAUCAAGUUGUGAUGAAUUCAUAUCAUGGUUGUGUACUCUAAGACCAGAUUUAAAUGCUUUGGAGUUAGUUGAAAAAAAGUCUAUACAGCGACACCUUAAAAAUAGUAUAACUUUGCAAAGCUCACUAAUUUAA
Molecule: messenger RNA, 1530 nt
Organism: Macrosiphum euphorbiae (potato aphid)
Lineage: Eukaryota; Metazoa; Arthropoda; Insecta; Hemiptera; Aphididae
Source: the annotation of a GenBank genome assembly